This is a messenger RNA of Anthostomella pinea, 468 nucleotides long. NCBI's taxonomy places the organism in Eukaryota, Fungi, Ascomycota, Sordariomycetes, Xylariales, Xylariaceae. The record is from the annotation of a GenBank genome assembly.
AUGUCGAACUCAUCCGAGCAUUGGGGUUCGCCUCUGCCCUUGCGGUCGAAGAGCUUGACAACGGAAACAGACCAGGAGAAGUUCGAGGCACCUCAGCCGGGUCAUGAGGACGCUAUUGAGCAUUUCUUCGAUCUGGAGGGCGCCUCCCUGCCGCUGGCCGGUAAGGACGCAUCCAACACUAUCCCCGGGUUCGUGCCGAUCGAGGGGCACAAGGUCGACCAGCACGUAGCUUCGUUGAAUGAAGCCCUCCAGCACGAAAACGAGUCCGGAGGGAACGGUCCGUGGGUCUAUCCCUGGAGUGAGAAUUGCUGGAUGGGCACUGUUCGUGCGACGUUGCCAGACCAGAAGAUUGGGACGCCGAAGGUUGCGCUGCCGGCGGCCAAGGUCGACUGUAAAUGUCAGCUUCUGGACUUUGGAUCUGGGGAGAAGGAAAAUUUGAUACGAUCGCCCGUUAAGGUUAAUUGGUAG